AUGGACUUCGCGGCGCAGCCCAAGCCCGCCGCUGCCCUCUGCGGCGGGGUGGGGGGUGCCGCCGACGGGAAGAUCGCUUACCCUCCGGGGGUCAAGGAGAUCACCGACAAGAUCACCACGGACGAGAUGAUCAAGCGCCUGAAGAUGGUAGUAAAAACUUUUAUGGAUAUGGAUCAGGACUCAGAAGAUGAGAAACAGCAGUAUCUCCCACUAGCCUUGCAUCUUGCAUCUGAAUUUUUCCUCAGGAAUCCCAAUAAAGAUGUGCGUCUCCUUGUAGCAUGUUGUUUGGCUGAUAUCUUUCGAAUCUAUGCCCCAGAAGCUCCAUAUACUUCCCAUGAUAAACUUAAGGACAUAUUUUUGUUUAUUACCAGACAAUUAAAAGGUUUGGAAGAUACAAAGAGUCCGCAGUUUAAUAGAUACUUUUAUUUAUUAGAGAAUUUAGCUUGGGUUAAAUCAUAUAACAUCUGCUUUGAAUUGGAAGAUUGCAAUGAGAUUUUUAUUCAGCUUUUUAGGACUCUCUUCUCAGUGAUCAACAAUAGCCACAAUAAGAAGGUACAAAUGCACAUGCUAGAUUUGAUGAGUUCUAUCAUCAUGGAAGGUGAUGGAGUUACUCAAGAGUUAUUGGACUCCAUUCUUAUUAACCUCAUUCCUGCACAUAAGAACUUAAAUAAACAGUCCUUUGACCUUGCAAAAGGCCUAUUGAAAAGAACAGUCCAGACUAUUGAGGCCUGCAUUGCCAAUUUUUUCAAUCAAGUCCUGGUGCUUGGAAAAUCAUCAGUAAGUGAUUUGUCAGAACAUAUAUUUGAUCUGAUUCAGGAGCUUUUUGCUAUAGAUCCUCACUUAUUAUUAUCUGUCAUGCCGCAGCUUGAAUUCAAACUGAAGAGCAAUGAUGGAGAAGAGCGAUUAGCUGUUGUUCGACUUUUAGCUAAAUUGUUUGGUUCUAAAGAUUCUGAUCUGGCAACACAGAAUCGUCCUCUUUGGCAGUGUUUUCUUGGACGAUUUAAUGACAUUCAUGUUCCUGUGAGAUUAGAAAGUGUGAAAUUUGCCAGUCACUGUUUAAUGAAUCACCCAGAUUUAGCAAAGGAUCUCACAGAAUAUUUGAAAGUUAGAUCACAUGACCCAGAAGAAGCUAUUCGCCAUGAUGUCAUUGUUACCAUAAUAACAGCUGCCAAAAGAGACCUUGCCUUAGUAAAUGAUCAGCUACUUGGCUUUGUAAGGGAAAGAACACUGGAUAAACGGUGGCGAGUAAGAAAAGAAGCUAUGAUGGGUUUGGCUCAGCUUUAUAAGAAAUACUGUCUUCAUGGUGAAGCAGGAAAGGAAGCUGCAGAGAAAGUCAGCUGGAUAAAAGACAAACUUCUGCAUAUUUAUUAUCAGAAUAGCAUUGAUGACAAGCUGUUGGUAGAAAAAAUCUUUGCUCAGUAUCUUGUCCCCCACAAUCUGGAAACAGAAGAGAGAAUGAAAUGCUUAUAUUAUUUAUAUGCUAGUUUGGAUCCAAAUGCUGUCAAAGCUCUAAAUGAAAUGUGGAAAUGUCAGAACAUGCUUAGAAGUCAUGUACGAGAACUCUUGGAUUUGCACAAGCAGCCUACAUCAGAGACAAACUGUUCUGCCAUGUUUGGAAAACUGAUGACCAUAGCAAAGAAUUUGCCUGACCCUGGGAAAGCACAAGAUUUUGUGAAGAAAUUUAACCAGGUUCUCGGUGAUGAUGAGAAACUGCGGUCUCAGUUGGAGUUAUUAAUCAGCCCAACCUGUUCAUGUAAACAGGCAGAUGUUUGUGUGAGAGAAAUAGCUCGGAAACUUGCAAAUCCUAAACAGCCAACAAAUCCUUUUUUAGAGAUGGUUAAAUUUCUAUUGGAAAGAAUUGCACCUGUGCAUAUUGAUUCUGAAGCCAUAAGUGCACUGGUAAAACUGAUGAACAAAUCAAUAGAGGGGACAGCAGAUGAUGAAGAGGAGGGUGUAAGUCCAGAUACAGCUAUUCGUUCAGGACUUGAACUUCUUAAGGUUCUGUCUUUCACACAUCCUACCUCGUUCCACUCUGCAGAGACAUAUGAGUCCCUGUUACAGUGCCUCCGAAUGGAAGAUGACAAAGUAGCUGAAGCUGCUAUACAAAUAUUUAGAAAUACAGGCCACAAAAUAGAAACAGACCUACCCCAGAUACGCUCGACUUUAAUUCCUAUUUUACAUCAGAAAGCAAAGAGAGGUACUCCACACCAAGCAAAACAGGCUGUUCACUGUAUACACGCCAUAUUCACAAAUAAAGAAGUCCAGCUUGCACAGAUUUUUGAGCCACUCAGUAGGAGUCUGAAUGCUGAUGUACCAGAACAACUUAUAACUCCAUUAGUUUCAUUGGGCCACAUUUCUAUGUUAGCACCAGAUCAAUUUGCUUCCCCAAUGAAAUCUGUAGUAGCAAAUUUUAUUGUGAAAGAUCUGCUAAUGAAUGACAGGUCAACAGGUGAGAAGAAUGGAAAAUUAUGGUCUCCAGAUGAAGAGGUUUCCCCAGAAGUGCUAGCAAAGGUACAGGCAAUUAAACUUCUGGUAAGGUGGCUGUUGGGGAUGAAAAACAACCAGUCUAAAUCUGCCAAUUCAACUCUUCGGUUAUUAUCAGCGAUGUUGGUUAGUGAGGGUGACCUGACAGAGCAGAAGAGGAUCAGUAAAUCUGAUAUGUCUCGCUUGCGAUUAGCUGCUGGUAGUGCCAUAAUGAAGCUUGCUCAGGAACCUUGUUACCAUGAAAUUAUAACCCCAGAACAGUUUCAGCUCUGUGCACUUGUUAUUAAUGAUGAGUGCUACCAAGUAAGACAGAUAUUUGCUCAGAAAUUGCAUAAGGCCCUUGUGAAGUUGCUUCUUCCAUUGGAGUAUAUGGCAAUCUUUGCCUUGUGUGCCAAAGAUCCUGUGAAGGAGAGAAGAGCACAUGCACGACAGUGUUUACUGAAAAAUAUCAGUAUACGCAGGGAGUACAUUAAACAGAACCCUAUGGCUACUGAGAAAUUAUUAUCACUGUUGCCUGAAUAUGUAGUUCCAUACAUGAUUCACCUGCUAGCCCACGAUCCAGAUUUUACAAGGUCACAAGAUGUUGAUCAGCUUCGUGAUAUUAAAGAGUGCCUAUGGUUCAUGCUUGAAGUUUUAAUGACAAAGAAUGAAAACAAUAGCCAUGCCUUUAUGAAGAAGAUGGCAGAGAACAUCAAGUUAACAAAAGAUGCCCAGUCUCCAGAUGAAUCCAAGACAAAUGAAAAACUUUAUACAGUAUGUGAUGUGGCUCUGUGUGUUAUAAAUAGUAAAAGUGCUUUGUGCAAUGCAGACUCACCAAAGGAUCCAGUACUUCCAAUGAAAUUUUUUACACAACCUGAAAAGGAUUUCUGUAAUGACAAGAGUUAUAUUUCAGAAGAGACGCGAGUACUUCUGUUAACAGGAAAGCCAAAACCUGCUGGAGUGCUAGGUGCAGUAAACAAGCCGUUAUCAGCAGCAGGAAGGAAGCCGUGUGUUAGGAGCACUGGAGCUGAGACUGGAAGCAACAUCAAUGUAAACUCAGAGCUAAGCCCUCCAACAGGAAAUCGGUCAAGGGAGCAGAACUCAGAGGCAGCAGAAACUGGAGUUAGUGAAAAUGAAGAGAACCCUGUGAGAAUUAUUUCUGUCAUACCUGCAAAAAAUAUUGAUCCAGUAAAGAAUAAGGAGAUUAAUUCUGAUCAGGCUACCCAGGGCAACAUCAGCAGUGACCGAGGAAAGAAAAGAACAGUCACAGCCGCUGGUGCAGAGAAUAUCCAGCAGAAAACGGAUGAGGAAGUCGAUGAAUCAGGACCACCCGCCCCUUCAAAGCCCAAGAGAGGACGUCGACCCAAGUCUGAAUCUCAGGGCAAUGCCACCAAAACUGAUGAUGUCAGUAAACCUCUUGGCAAGGGAAGGAAGCGAGCCGCGGGCAGCCAGGAAGGCCCCGGCGGCCUGGAAGCAGGUAAUGCCAAAGCACCCAAACUGCAGGACGGAGCCAAAAAGGCAGCGCCAGCAGAGAGACAGAUUGACCUGCAAAGGUAA
Pipistrellus nathusii (Nathusius's pipistrelle) is the source of this 4020-nucleotide messenger RNA. Lineage: Eukaryota; Metazoa; Chordata; Mammalia; Chiroptera; Vespertilionidae. The record is from the annotation of a GenBank genome assembly.